Monoraphidium neglectum is the source of this 624-nucleotide messenger RNA. RefSeq lists its product as hypothetical. The transcript is spliced from 2 exons. The coding region runs from base 1 to 624 and encodes 207 amino acids. Lineage: Eukaryota; Viridiplantae; Chlorophyta; Chlorophyceae; Sphaeropleales; Selenastraceae. Gene Ontology annotation, biological process: phosphorelay signal transduction system. The record is from RefSeq and is a predicted model, not a curated record.
AUGCUUCUGCAGGCCCAGUCUAUUGGAUUCACCGUAGUCCUGGCGCAGCGCGGCGACGAGGCGGUCGAGAUGUUUGCCCGCCACCACGCCUCCCUGGCCGCGGUGCUGCUGGACCUUCAGAUGCCGGGCGCUAUGGACGGCUGGGACGCCGCCAUUGAGAUGAGGCGCCUGGAGGCGCGCCGCGGCCCCAAGGACGGCGGCGUCGCCAUCGUCGCCUGCACCGCCUGCGCCCAACACGAGCGGGUGCCGGAGCUCUCCGGCGGCGGCGGCGGCGCCGGCCUCACGGUGCGGCAGCACACUCUUGCGUGCGGCGCGGACGAGGUCGUGCGGAAGCCAAUACAGACGGCGGCGCUGCGCGGCGUGGUGGAGGCCGUGAUGCAGCGGCGCCGCGCGGCCGCGGCCGGCGGCGGCAGCGCCGGCGAGUGUGACGGUGACGAGGAGGAGGAGGGGGAGGAGGGGGAGGUCGUGGAGGGGGGCAUGAGCUCGAGCGAUGACGCGUCUGAGGACGGCGGCGCGUACGGCGCCUGCGGCGGCGGCACGGCCGCGUCCUGCACCACGACAGAGGACGGGCAGCUGAUGGGCGUGGGCGGCGCCCCGUGGAAGGUUGAGGCCGCCGCGGCCUGA